Penicillium vulpinum is the source of this 3918-nucleotide messenger RNA. It is a transcript of the gene atg11, whose product is annotated as autophagy protein ATG11. Gene Ontology annotation, cellular component: extrinsic component of membrane; phagophore assembly site membrane; Atg1/ULK1 kinase complex. Bases 1 to 3918 code for a protein of 1305 amino acids. The transcript is spliced from 3 exons. The record is from RefSeq and is a predicted model, not a curated record. Gene Ontology annotation, molecular function: molecular adaptor activity; protein kinase binding. Gene Ontology annotation, biological process: autophagy of peroxisome; autophagy of mitochondrion; positive regulation of protein phosphorylation. NCBI's taxonomy places the organism in Eukaryota, Fungi, Ascomycota, Eurotiomycetes, Eurotiales, Aspergillaceae.
AUGUCGUUGCACAUCUACAUUGCUCACACUGGGGAGCAUUUCCUGGCUGAUCCAGUGGCAUUUGCCUCUCCCGAUGCUUUGAAGUCAUGGAUCGUUCACAAUACAUCCAUCCCGCCUCCACGGCAAAUAUUGAUGACCGCCCGGGGAAAGAAUGUUAAGAUCCAGACACUCGCUACCGAGAACGAGAUAUUUGUAUACGACCGACAAUAUGUUAGUGAACCAGGCGACGUCCAAUUUCCAGAACUACCUCCUCCUGAACCAUUUCAACCCGGUAGCCCCCCAGCUACGCUCAAAGACCAGAACGACCUUCAGGCAUGGCGGAACCUAUACAUGGCACGGCGCAACUGGGCACUGGACUUGUCCAGUCGCUGUGGGCCGAUUGAUAAGAAUAUCCGAGAACAUAACGAUCGAACGGAUGUUAUAAACCGCGCGGUGGGCGUGGCUCUGGAGAAUCUCAAGUCUCAUGUGGGUAACCUAGAGCAUCGGUUCCAGGAGGCACAGUCGUGGGCGAAUAGUCUUUUAGAAGAGCAGCAGGCUGCUUUAGAUGGCUGGCAACGAGCUCUUUCCACCCUGGAUAACAUCCCGGCGCGUAAAGACUUCCCUCUUCUUGGACGUCCGUCCACACCCAAAAUGGAUAAGGAUCGACCAACCGGAACGCUGCGUGACUUUGUCGACGUAGGCGAAGUCCAACGGGCUGGAUCAGAGGCAGCGACUGUGUCGACGGCCUUUGCUAAUAGCGUCCAGGACAUCGAGAAAACAAUCGGUGACAUCGCCUCGGACACUCAGCAACUGGUGGACGAGGCCCUUGCGUCAAAUUUUGACGGGGUGGAUGGGCUGCUGGAAGAAGUGGAGACUAUUGCGAAGAAGAUUGCGUCUGAUUAUGAGCAUGUUCGCAACCUGCCGAACAACCAGAAGACUUUGGCCAAUAUAUCAAGGCUUGCAUUCAGCCAUACCCAGGACCUUCUUCCAUCGUUGGCGGAGACCAGCGUCGAGCUUCAAGCUGCCCUAGAUAACGCUGUGAAGCGCCGAGGGUCAGUGGAGAAAACGGCUAUUGAGCAUAUGCGCACGAUUUCCUCCCUUGAGUCUAGACUUGCCGACGCCCAUGCACGAAUGGUCAAUCUCGAUGUGGAGAGCAACGCGUUUGAUGUUAUCUACUCUGUCUUCCACAUGCCAAUGGUGUAUGGGUCGAUUCUUAUUGAAUCCGUGCGGCGACGAGAAUGGAGUGAUAAGAUUAAGACUGACUCCCUGACGCUGGCCGAGGAGAUGGCGGUGUUGAGAGAUGAAGAGCAACGUCGCAGAAAAAAAUGGCUAAAAAACAUGGGAGAUUUCACGACUGUGACUGACUGCACCGCUCCAGGAAUUGAAGUCAACCUUCAGGGCCGGGAUGACGAAUGGCCUGAUGUAGCUCGGAAAGAGAUUGAGUAUUACAUCGACGAUUUGAAGACCACUCAUUCCUUGACCAACUUGGCGGAAGAGCUUACAAAUCAACUCAAGGAGCUGGAUGCGCCCACUCGGCAGCAAAGGCGACGGGCCAAAGCGUUUAAACAAGGCAGCGUAUUUGACUUGAGCCGGAGCUCUAUAUUACGCGCCGAUGACUCUGUCCGUAGCUUACAAGAAGAAAAGACAAAGCUAGAAGAAAGAUUGAAGGGAUCUGACAGUCGUGUUCGGAAAUUGGAAGACCUUCUACAUCGUCAGAGUCAGUUCAGCCGGCCAUCCAGCGGCAACUUUGGCCCAGACUUCCCCGGUUCACCUGCAUCUCCACACCCCGAUGCACUCUCUAGACGGUCAUCCGUCUCUUCGAGGCGGGUUUCAGCUACUCAGUCUCCCGAAGACAAAGCACUCAUCCAGCGUAUUGUUACGCUUGAAGCAGAGCUGGCGGCUGAGAGAGAUGCGAUGCAGCGACUCCAUAAGGAGGCCCAUGCUGAGCGGCAAACCAAUUCUGACAAGUUCCAAGAAGCCCAAUCCACCAAAAAGGACCUCAUAGGCAACCUUGAAGCGCGCCAACGCGAAUUCGAAGAUGAGCGCCGAUAUCUUGACUCAGAGUUAAAGAAGUUCAGACUCCGUGCCGAGGAAAUGGAAGAGGAGCUUGAUCGACUUAUGGAUAGUAGAGAGCAUGGAAGACAAGAGGCUGAUGAUCGGAUGCACCAGCUCGAGGUCGACCUCCAAAAUGCUCAGGCAAAUUCCGCCGACGACGCACAGAAAAUAAUUGAUCUUAAUGCACAUAUUCAAAAUCGGCAAGAGCGAGAAGAAAGCCUCCAGGCUAAGAUUUAUGAACUUGAGCAACGCCAAGCGGAGUUCGAGCAAAAACACCAGGAAAGUUACCAAGAUCUCCAAGCUAUCUUCAUGAACCUCUCGCCUGGAGGCAUUGUGCCUGUCGAACUUCCCGACAUAAUCAAAGCCAUUGAGGUUCUGUCUGAGGGUUUGUCGAUCCAUGCCAAGAGCGCGGAAUCGAAUGCAUCCCAGGCAAUUACCGAGAACAAGGCCCUUGAAGAAAAAAUUGUGAAAUUUGAGUCGGAGGCGGAAGAGCGGACAAAGAGCUUCGAAGAAUGCGAGGCCGAAUUAUCGCGACUAACUGCAGAGCUCUCAUGCAUGCGGUCAAAGUCAGAGGACUUGUCUGAUGAGCUGGACAAAGAGCGAUCUAAGUUCAAUUCCUUGCAGUCUCAAAUAGCCGCCGGGGAGAGUGGCUCCGAGGCCCUGCGUCAACAGAUCGCCGAAGAUGAACGGAAACAGGCAGAGCUGUCACGACAACUGGCUGAAGCUGAGGGCGAAGCUCGAAACUUGAAAGAUCAGGCUGCGGAAUGGGAGAAGAAAUCAGGGGUCACUUCGGAGACCGAAAAGCAGGCUGUGACGUGGUUCGAAGCUCGGGGUACCAAGUCCCUUGAGCUUUCAAAUCAACUCUUCGCGCAGGUUGAGAAGCUAGGUCGGAUGCUUGAGCAAUUAGGGUUCACCAUCAUCCGGCAAGACGGUCAUCUCCUCGUUCAGCGUGCUUCGAAGCUCAGUGCAUCGUUGGGACUGGGUGAAAGCCUCGCUCAGUCGGGUAUUGUAUCCCUAAAGCCGGAUACAGCGCUUCUGGACUGGAUGCAAGCUGAAAGCUUGGAGGAUGAAGAGACCAAAUUUUCAGAUUUCAUGGAAAGUCUAGCCCAGUUCGACGUGGCCCUAUUUGGUGAUGUUGUUGUCAAACGCGUCAAGGACAUUGAACUCCUAGCCCGUAAAUGGCAAAAAGAAGCUCGAGGCUAUCGUGAAAAAUACCACCGAGUUCAGAGCGAGGCCCAUGACAAGAUUGCUUACAGAUCCUUCAAAGACGGCGACCUUGCUCUCUUCCUGCCUACACGGAAUCAGGCCAUUCGCUCCUGGGCAGCCUUCAACGUGGGUGCGCCGCACUAUUUCCUGCGCGAGCAAGAUUCACACAAGCUACAAUCUCGAGACUGGCUUCUCGCUCGCAUCACUAAGAUCGAGGAACGAGUUGUAGAUCUGUCUAGGUCAAUGAACGGUGUUACACCAGACCGUCGCUCCCUCGGGAAUGCCAGCGAUGGCGCCUCUCUUGAAGACGAGAAUCCAUUCGAGCUUUCAGAUGGCCUCCGUUGGUAUCUCCUCGAUGCCGUAGAAGAGAAACCCGGUGCGCCUGCUACACCAGGUAUAGCGAAGAGUACAGUUGCAUCGGCGCAUGUCGAUGCCAAGGGUAGUAUCCGCCUCAAACGUGGUACGGAGGAGGGUGGUGUUGCCAAAACCCUAUCUAGGAGCCUUGAUAGCCGCCGGGAGAGCUCGAAUUCCAAGCGGGGCACCCCCACGCCGUCGCAGCACGCCGGCGAAUCCACGACUGAUCUUGUGCGCCCCGCCGAAGCUGAUGCAGGCUCGCAGCCACGAGAGGCUGCUCCGAUCUUCGACGAGGUUCGCCGUGACCUGCUCUCCGGCCCGUGA